This is a messenger RNA of Ostrinia furnacalis (Asian corn borer), 1224 nucleotides long. Its product is annotated as regucalcin. Bases 144 to 1055 code for a protein of 303 amino acids. Gene Ontology annotation, molecular function: gluconolactonase activity; calcium ion binding; enzyme regulator activity. NCBI's taxonomy places the organism in Eukaryota, Metazoa, Arthropoda, Insecta, Lepidoptera, Crambidae. Gene Ontology annotation, biological process: L-ascorbic acid biosynthetic process. The record is from RefSeq and is a predicted model, not a curated record. The transcript has 7 exons.
UAAGUACCGAUACUUAAGUGAUCGGUCAGUGGCAUCAGAGAUCAGUGAGGAUUGAUGUUCAGUGCGAUACUGAGUUGUAAAACUAAAUCGCGAUUGCAGCUUUUGUGGUAGUGCAUAAUAAGUUAAAUUCAGUAAGUCACAAGAUGUCGGUAAAAGUGCAGAAGAUCACGGAGCCCCUGGCCUUGGGCGAGGGUCCGCACUGGGACGAGCGCCAGCAGGCGCUCUACUUCGUCAGCAUCAAAGAGUGCACCAUACACAAGUACGUGCCGUCCACUGGGGAGCACACCAAGACCAAGCUUGAUGGCCGCGUAGGCUUCAUAGUGCCCGUGGAGGGAGCUACCGACCAGUUCGUGGUGGGCGUGGAGCGCAAGUUUCUGGUGCUGCAGUGGGAUGGCCGCGACGGGAGCCCUGCGAAAGUGAUCAAGGAGUUGGGAGAAGUAGACCAGGACGUGCCUACGACGCGCAUCAACGAUGGCAAGGCAGACCCUAGAGGGCGGCUCUAUGCUGGCACAAUGGGCCACGAGAACGCUCAAGGCGAGUUCGACCCAAAAGCCGGGUCUCUCUUCCGCGUAGACGGCGGCGGCAUCAAGAAGCUGGUGCAAGGAGUCACCGUCUCCAACGGGCUGUCCUGGGACCUGAAGGAGAAGGCCUUCUACUACACAGACUCCAUGGACAGCAACAUCAGGAGAUACGACUACGAUGUCGAGACUGGCGAGAUUUCGAACCUGCGCUACAUCUUCGACUUCAAGAAGAACGGCAUCGAGGGAGUGCCCGACGGACACACCAUCGAUACCGACGGCAACCUCUGGGUCGCCGUGUUCAACGGCUCCUGCAUCCUGCAUAUCAACCCCAAGACUGGACAACUACUGCGCAAGGUGUCGAUCCCGGCGCUGCAGGUCACGUCCGUCACCUUCGGCGGCCCGCAGUUCGAUGUCCUGUUCGUGACCACUGCCAGCUUGAACAUCACUGCUGAACAGAAGCCUCCGUGUGGCUGUACCUUUAUGGUGACCGGUUUGGGCGCUAAGGGACACCCCAACGUUAAUGUUAAACUUUAAGAUAAGUGUAAUUAGAUACAAUAAUAACCCUUCCUAUUAGAAAUAUUAUAUUGUUGUUAAUCCAGCAUGUUAUGAAUGAAAUAUUUAAGUAUAUUACCGUUAUUAAGUAUUAUCCACAUUGGUGUAGUCUUAUUAUUAUUAAAAGACAAUAUUAUGCAAUAAACGUUAA